CGUCGCCGUGCUGUGCUGUGAGUUUUAGGGUUAUUCCUUUGAGCUUAUUUCCCUCGCGCGAUACUCCGAGCAAAUUUAAGCACUUUACGCGCGGCGAAUAUGUCUGAGCAAGGGAAGCAUAGGACGACUGCGGAAAUGGCGAACGAGCCGAUCGAGUUUGAGAGCGUCGUGCCGAAAAUUAGGCAGCAGUUAUUGAAAUGGAACGGCUGGGGUUACAAGGAUUCUGGUUUUCGUGUGAAUGACAAGAAUGUGAUCGAGUUUACAGGUAACAGAUAUCCCAUUGGAAACCGGGAGCUUCCAUAUUUCACAAAAUGGUGUGAAACAACUUUUGAUAUAACAUGGGACAUGAAAUGCACGUUCCAAAAUUUACCGAAACAUUUUCCAGAACCAAUUCUUUCUGCAGAAUUGUUGGAUGCGAUCAAGGAAUUAGCGAUCGAUUAUUCUAUCGAUGGUGUCGAUCGUCUGUUUCGAGCUCACGGCCAUACAUUGCGAGAAAUUUAUCUUUUGAAGCAUGGCUCUUACCAAAGGAUACCAGAUAUUGUUAUGUGGCCUAAGUGCCAUGAAGACAUUGUCAAGAUUGUUAAUGUAUGUGCAUAUUAUGGAGUUGUUUGUAUACCUUUUGGUGGUGGAACCAGUGUUAGCCGUGCGGCGUGUUGUCCUCCGGAUGAACGUCGAACGAUAAUUUCAUUAGAUACGUCGCAAAUGAAUCGAAUAUUGUGGAUAGAUAGAGACAAUUUGUUGGUAUGUUGUGAAUCGGGCAUUAUUGGUCAAGAUCUGGAACGGUUGCUUCGAACUGACGGAUUCACAUGUGGCCACGAACCCGAUUCUUACGAAUUCUCCAGUUUAGGUGGAUGGGUGGCGACUAGGGCAAGCGGUAUGAAAAAGAACACAUACGGUAACAUUGAAGAUUUGGUCGUGCGAUUGCGAAUGGUCACGGGAAGAACAGAGGAUCCUGUUAUCACUUUAGAAAAAGGUAAUCUGGUACCUCGCGUAUCUUGUGGUCCGGAUUUUGAUCAUGUGAUACUCGGCAGCGAGGGAACGUUGGGAAUUAUCACGGAGAUUGUAUUAAAGAUACGACCUUUACCGCGAGUAGUGAAAUACGGCAGUAUUGUAUUCCCACAUUUUCUGAACGGCGUUCAUGCAUUGCGAGAGAUUGCGAAGGAACGAUGUCAACCUGCCAGUAUACGCUUAAUGGACAACGAGCAGUUCCAAAUGGGGCAAACUCUGCGCCCAGAGUCUGGCUGGGGCAGCUUGAUCCUGCAAGGACUAAAACAUAUGUACAUCACUAGAAUAAAAGGUUUCCAAUGGGAUCAGAUAUGCGUGGCCACGCUAUUGAUGGAGGGCGACGUGACAGAGGACAUUGCAGCUCAGGAACGAAAAAUUUACAAGAUAGCUGAUAAAUAUUGUGGCAUACCGGCAGGCGAAGCAAACGGUGAACGAGGUUACAUGUUAACAUUUGUGAUAGCGUACAUCCGUGAUCUUGCCAUUGAAUUUAAUGUAUUAGCAGAAUCGUUCGAGACUUCUGUUUCUUGGAAUCGUGCAUUAUCACUAUGCAGAAAUGUAAAGUCUCGCGUGGCCAGAGACUGUAAGGCGCGUGGUAUCAAUAAAUAUUUUAUCUCUUGUCGCGUCACGCAGACCUAUGACGCGGGUUGUUGCGUGUAUUUUUACUUGGCGAUUAGCUACUCAAAUAUGGAGAAUCCUGUGGAAACUUAUGAAGCCAUUGAGCAUGCAGCGCGAGAGGAAAUACUCGCCAAUGGCGGCUCGCUCUCCCAUCAUCAUGGAAUAGGAAAAAUAAGAGCGUCGUUUUAUCCCGAAGCCGUUGGGGACGCGGGUGUUUCCCUUUAUCGAGCGACUAAAGCGCACUUGGAUCCACAUAAUAUAUUUGCAGCGGGUAAUAUGAUUUCAGGAAAUAAAUCAAAAUUGUGAAUUAAAAUGUUAUAUGCGAGAAUCUAUAGUUAUUCCGUACUCCGUUAAUGCUGAUAUCUUGAAUCAUUGAAAAGUUUUUGUGACAAAUUGAUUGAUAUUGUGUGCCUUCCAACCAGCGAUAUAGUACAAUACAGUAAUCGUAUCAUCCUUGUUUAACAUUGACAAAUAACAAGAAUGUAAUGAUACACUGUGUCAUCUACCAUUCAACAAAGAGAUGGCAAGAAUUGCAAAAUACAAAUUGAAAUGUGUCAUAUAUCAUUCAAAAGGCGAGAUUGAAUGUAAAAAGUGUAAAACAGUUUGGGUACAUGGCCUCCUGUUUAAGAGAAAUUUGCGUGUGAAAUUAGGCAAUCGGCUUGCUGCACGGUAAGUACUGUGGAUAGUAGCGGCAGAACGCAGUGGCUCUGAGAGACUUAAGACAUGUGCGUACUAUUUUUUGCGGAGAGAAUUCGAAACCACGCAGUGUCAAUCUUUCUUUUUUUAAUUUUAUCAAAAAACAUUUUAAGUUUAUUUACGUUUUUUAUUUUUUAUUUAUGAAAUUCGGAUAUUGCCGUACAAUGUUGUGGAUGAAAAUUAAUGUAAAAGUAUUAGAAACACAUAAAUGAGUCCCAU
Molecule: messenger RNA, 2535 nt
Organism: Cyphomyrmex costatus
Lineage: Eukaryota; Metazoa; Arthropoda; Insecta; Hymenoptera; Formicidae
Gene: Agps
Product: alkyldihydroxyacetonephosphate synthase
Exons: 6
Coding region: 100-1926 (608 amino acids)
Biological process (GO): lipid biosynthetic process
Cellular component (GO): peroxisome
Molecular function (GO): alkylglycerone-phosphate synthase activity; FAD binding
Source: RefSeq, a predicted model, not a curated record